Molecule: messenger RNA, 184 nt
Organism: Striga hermonthica
Lineage: Eukaryota; Viridiplantae; Streptophyta; Magnoliopsida; Lamiales; Orobanchaceae
Source: the annotation of a GenBank genome assembly
CAUUCUUUGACACGGUGUUAAAGGGAGGAAAUAACAACAGCUGUUCGAAGUCGGACGGGUAUCAAACCAUUCAAUUUCAUCAUCUCACAAGCAAGGGUCAAGAGAAGUUCGAUCUUUUAUUUUUGGAAGGGAUGAUAGUAAUAGCAGAAGUUCCAUGUCAAUUUCAGAGGAUUCUUCAGAUGCU